AUGGGAUUUUUGUUACUCUCUCUAUUCUUGAUAUUUUUUGUAAGAAUAAAUAAUUAUGUGAAUGCUACUAAUUAUUCAAUAGAUGCAAUUAGCAAUAUUGGGUGCAAUAUUUUUAUUGGAAAAUGGGUUUUUGAUUCUUCAUAUCCUAUGUAUGAUUUUUCAAAAUGUCCAUUUAUUGAUAAUGAAUUCAAUUGCCAGAAGUACAAGAGACCUGAUAAUUUGUACCUUAAAUAUAGAUGGCAACCUUCCUCCUGCAACCUCCCAAGGUUCAAUGGUUUGGUUUUCUUGGAAAAAUACAAGGGGAAGAAUAUAAUGUUUGUGGGUGACUCAUUAAGUUUGAAUAUGUGGGAGUCAUUGGGUUGCAUGAUUCACUCUUCAUUGCCAAAUGCUAAAACUUCACUCACAAAGAAAAAUGGAAUUGCUGAAAUUGCAUUCUUGGGCUAUGGAGUUAGAUUGUCAAUGUAUCGUACUCCAUACUUGGUGGACAUGGUCAAAGAAAAUAUUGGCACUGUUUUGAAGUUGGAUUCCAUUAGUGAUGGCAAAGCUUGGAUGGGAAUGGAUGUAUUGAUUUUCAAUUCAUGGCAUUGGUGGACUCACACUGGCAGCUCUCAACCGUGGGAUUACAUGCAAGAUGGGGGCAAAAUUGUCAAAGAUAUGGACCGUUUGGUUGCUUUCUCCAAAGGAAUGACCACUUGGGCUAGAUGGGUCGAUAAAAAUAUCGACCCAUCUAAAACUAAAGUCUUCUUCCAAGGAAUUUCCCCCACUCACUAUAAGGGCAAGGAUUGGAAUGAACCAUCAAAAUCAUGCAAAGGACAAACACAACCAUUUUUUGGCACAAAUUAUCCAGCAGGGACACCACAAGAAGCAAAUGUGGUCAACAAAGUAAUCAAAAACAUUAAAAACAACGUUUAUUUAUUGGAUAUUACAACUCUUUCACAAUAUAGAAAAGAUGGACAUCCAGGAUAUUAUAGUGAAAUGCAUGGAUCAGAUUGUAGCCAUUGGUGUCUACCUGGUUUGCCUGAUACUUGGAACCUCCUUCUUUAUACAAUUCUUAUUGGUUGAAAUCGCGGCGACAGGACAGUCCUUUAGUCGCCACAAAAAUUAGGGGUUUUCGUGGCCGCUCUAAAAGUGUUGCCACGAAAAGUAAGAUGAUCUGAAAGUCGUUUAAGAAUAGUCUAGUCGCUGAAACUUAUUGGUGGUGACCCCUAAAGUUUGCAUUGAAAUGUUAUUUUCCAUGGCAACUUUAAAGAUCGUUAUUACAUUACAACUAUCACCUUUUUAGUUGCCACAAAAACUAAGGGUUUUAGUGGCCGCUCUAGAAAUUUCGUAACUAAAAAAAGUGAUAGUUUUAGUGAUGACCUUUGAAGUUGCCACGGGAAGUAACAUAUAAUGAAUAAGUUUCAAUGACUUCGACUAUUCUUUAAGGGUCGUCACGAAUAAAUUUCAACAGCAAAACUAUUCUUAAUGGCCUUCAAGUCGUCAUGAAAAGUCCCUUGUAGAGUUUUGUGGCGACAAAGUCGUCACAAAAAAUGUCAUUUAUUCUAGUGUUAUGUUAUGUAUGAUCAUUAUUCUAUUUUACUAGGGAAAUGUAUGUUGUUUAGGAAUUUGAUUGACUUCUAUUUGAAUGACAAAAUAAGAAGGUUGAUAUUUGAAUUGUAAAAUGUGUGUAAGAUCUUUAGGCAUGAAAGGAUGCCUUAGUCCAAAUUGU
Solanum tuberosum (potato) is the source of this 1708-nucleotide messenger RNA. Its product is annotated as protein trichome birefringence-like 39. NCBI's taxonomy places the organism in Eukaryota, Viridiplantae, Streptophyta, Magnoliopsida, Solanales, Solanaceae. Gene Ontology annotation, molecular function: O-acetyltransferase activity. The transcript is spliced from 5 exons. Gene Ontology annotation, cellular component: Golgi apparatus. Bases 1 to 1062 code for a protein of 353 amino acids. The record is from RefSeq and is a predicted model, not a curated record.